AUGGAAUUUUACAUCAACAACAACAACAACUUGCUCUUUCCUUCCGGAGGAGACGUCGAAUCAAACAGAGGAGGAGGGAGAAACAACAACAACAACAACAACAACAACGCGUUCGCAGUCUUGAACGAAGAGCUCCGCCGAGACGUUUUAAUCGCCUCCGUAUCUAACGCGGACCACUUAUCGGAAACGUUAGAGCAGGCACACAAAAUCGCCACCGAAACCGACGACGCCGGGGAGACGAUUUUAAAAUCGCUCUCGCAACAGAAAAACAGACUCUUGUCCGCGCGCGCCGCCGCGACGAGCAUGGAACGGGACAUGGAAAGUUCGGAGAGGAAACUACGAAGGAUGGGAUACGAAAAGUGCGUGCAGAAAUGGAUGUGGCACGUGGUCGCUUUGUGUUUUAUAGGCGCGUUGGGGACGUUUGUGUAUUUUAAAAUCACCAACCCGGACGCGCACCACAAGAACGGACACCGCUUGUCGGAUUACAAAAUACUCGACGAGGACGAGGACACCGGGAAGUUUGUGUAG
Bathycoccus prasinos is the source of this 528-nucleotide messenger RNA. RefSeq lists its product with no specific name. NCBI's taxonomy places the organism in Eukaryota, Viridiplantae, Chlorophyta, Mamiellophyceae, Mamiellales, Bathycoccaceae. The transcript has 2 exons. Bases 1 to 528 code for a protein of 175 amino acids. The record is from RefSeq and is a predicted model, not a curated record.